This is a messenger RNA of Danaus chrysippus (African queen), 336 nucleotides long. Lineage: Eukaryota; Metazoa; Arthropoda; Insecta; Lepidoptera; Nymphalidae. The record is from the annotation of a GenBank genome assembly.
AUGGCAUAUAAUAAUCCUAAAAAUGGCCCCGUCCAGAUACAGAUCGUAUUAAACGGUCAGCCGAGCACAAAGCCCGCCCAAUCAGUGGGACGAUUCUUCGGAGCUUCACGUAUUUGCGUCACAUUUCUUCGAUUUUCGCGGCACGUUCGAGACGUAAUAAGCGGACGGCCGUCCCCGUCCGUCACCGGGUGGCCCCUGGAAGCGGGAUGGGGGCAGUUGGAGUUAAUGAAGUUUCUCGGCCGCGAUUCCCACAGGUCGUCACAUGCGGACGGAGUUUGCGGCACAUAUUGUGCACGUCCCGCUAUCACCAGAUAUUGCCCGGGUGAAAUGUUUUAA